GGCCGGAAGCCGGAAGCCGGAAGCGGGGGGGUCUGUGAGGACGUGUUCUAGGAAAUUCAGAGCCGAAGCCGGCCGAGCCGGCGCCAUGGAGCCGCUGUAUCAGCAAACGCACAAGCAGGUUCACGAGAUCCAGUCUCACAUGGGACGCCUGGAGACAGCAGACAAGCAGUCUCUGCAUUUAGUAGAAAACGAAAUCCAAGCAAGAAUAGACCAGAUAUUUAGCCAUCUAGAACGUCUGGAGAUUUUGUGCAGCAAAGAACCCACUAACAAAAGGCAGAGUGCCAAACUCCGUGUUGACCAGUUAAAGUAUGAUGUCCAGCACCUGCAGAGUGCUCUCAGAAACUUCCAGCACAAGCGCUAUGCAAGGGAGCAGCAGGAGAGACAGCGAGAGGAGCUUCUGGCUCGCACCUUCACCACUAAUGACUCUGACACCACCAUACCAAUGGAUGAAUCACUGCAGUUUAACUCCUCCCUCCAGGAAAUCCACCACGGCAUGGAUAACCUCAUUGGAGGCGGGCACAGUAUCCUGGAGGGACUGAGGGCCCAGAGACUGACCUUGAAGGGGACUCAGAAGAAGAUCCUUGACAUUGCUAACAUGCUGGGCUUAUCCAACACGGUGAUGCGGCUCAUCGAGAAGCGGGCUUUCCAGGACAAGUACUUCCUGAUCGGUGGGAUGCUGCUCACCUGUGUGAUCAUGUUCCUCGUGGUGCAGUACCUGACGUGAGCCAGCCACGAUCCUGCUGCUGAGCACCGUGCCCACCAUGUGAGAGUGUGUGUGAGCGUGUGUGCAUGAAAGGGGGAGAGAAGCCAAGGAAGUGUAUACUCAUCUUAACUGUGAAGAACUUGGGAGGCACUGUGAUCUGUAACCUCAUGGGAGUUUCAAGCCUGCUCUGUUUUCUGUGACUCUUGGAGGGGGAGCAAGUGCUGCUAAGAUGGGCAGUGCUUAGGGAGUGAAAGAAGUGCCUGUUUCUCCCCUUUCUCUUUCUCACUCUCGUUGGAGGAGGAAGACAUGUAAUGGUGAGGGUUGAAGAAGGAAGUGGGAAGUGAAGAAUGGCUUCUGUGGAUUUGUCCAUGGAACUGAUGUGCCCCUGGGUGAGCCUUGCCAACAGGAUGGUCCACACUGCGUCAUCAUCCAGCCUUUUCUGGUUCCUGAUGAAUAGACUGGAGCAGAGUGAAGAGGAGGAGGAGAAGGAAAGAGGCCUUCCUUUCCUGCACCCAUUGUAGUAGAUCCAUUCACACACUAUUGCACAUAGCCACCCGCUCCAUAAAGGAAAAUGGCACGUAGAUGACUAACUGCUCAUAUUUGUCAUCCUUCCCUGGAAGCAGCUACCUAGGGGAAACAGAGACGUUGAAACUGUUGCUGAUAACAAGUAAGAUUUUCCACAUUAAAGCUUCUGGGUGUUUUUCCUUUCUAAAGUGAGGCCAGUGUUACUCCCUGAGAGUGUUCAGUCUUGAGGUUGAAGAUGCUGGUCACUGAUUUUUUUCUAGGAGCUAGUAGAACAGUUGGCUUUUAAGAUUCAGCAUAUAUAGCCAUGCCCAGGCUUUGGGGGCCUUUGCCCAUGAGGGGGUAGCUGGGAGCCUUAUGAUUUGUCAGUUACUCUCUCAUCUCUAGUUUUAGCAUCUCUUAAUUCUUCAGCUCUUUUCUCUUCCUUGAAAUACAGGCACCUGCCAGCCAGGCCCCCUUCCCGCCGGCCAGUGUGGGCAGGUGCCAUGCUGGAGACGUUCCUAGUGUAAAUGUCUCUGUGAGGCCCAGUUUUCAGGGACCAGGACCUUUUUCCUUCUCUGACCACUGCUGGAUUAAAGCUGUACCAAUACCCUGUGCAUUGUGGAAUUUAUCAUACAGCCAGUCUGCCUUGAAGUCUGUCUAAUGUGAUAAGCCACUAAAAGUACAGGAAAGACGUGCUUAUGAUUUUUCACCCAUCGCAGGCCCUGCAAGCCCUCUCUUCUAGGCUUGGCAAGACAUAAAAUAAUGUUCAAAAUUCCCCAGAAGCACUGGACACCUGGUCAGUAUUAACUCUGCCCUUGGUUGUCUUAACACCCCACCCCCACCCCCCCGCUUCCCAUCUUUGUUUCUUGUGGCUGGAACUAUCUCCUGUUUCAGCUCCCUUCUCUUCUGUGUGUAUUCAGUUCCACUCCCUUAUUUCAUCUCCCACCUGUCUCAGUAGCCAUGUUCAUCUCUUCAGCUGCAUCUUGGGCAUAGCUCCCUUUUUGGUGAACUUCUCUUAAUUGUCACAGAUUUUUAGCAUGACCUUCUUGGGUACUGAGUUCACACUUCUGGUCAGAUAUGAUCUCGAUGUUCAGGGCCCUAUGGUCUAACCAUGGGCCCACGGUUUCCAAGAAAGGGGGGAUCUGUGGCCCCUUCAUAAAAGGGUUGAGGGCCUUGCUAGAGUGAAACUGGUGACCUGAAGGGUGGACACGGGUGGAGGCAUCUUCAGACCUAGAUCUAACUGUGAGGAAGCCCGGUUUGGAAUUCCUUCCUGUCCAGCACCCCUCCCAUCCUGGGGACCUAGUACAGGGCUCUGGCAGGCCAUAAAAUGGAUUUUUAAACUGUGCAGAUCUGGGUGUCCUGUCCCCUGGGCACAUGUGGAUCCCACUGGACAGCGAACUUUGGAGGAAGUUGUGCAAGGACGCAGCUAAGCCAACUGGGACUUGAACUCUGGGAGGUGGAGACCUCGCCUCCCUGCCCUCCAAUGGCUGAUGCGACAUGUUUCUGCAGUAUACACCUGUAUAUUUCCACUUGCCUCUGUGAGGAUCACUGGCCUUGAUGAACCAGAAGUGAGGCCUGCCUCUGUGUAGCACUUUCAGAGCUGGUUCUCCCUACUUUGUAAUAAAAAUUGUGUAGGCAGCUUGUGGGUCUUUAUUACCCAGGGCUGGGGGACAGCAGCCACAGUGUGCCAGGAAACCCAGGGCACUGAGGCUGGGUGUCAUCUUGUGACUCCCUUCUCUCACACUUGUGCUUUCAGUGCCUCCUGAGAAUCUGGGAGUCCUGCUGCCUCCACAGCUCCCAGGGUGGAGGGAAGGGCCCUGGGCUAGGGAAGGAGCGCCCUCUAGUGGAGGCGAGAAUGAUCCUUGGGUGGAGCUGGUGCAAGAAACUCCAGUAGAAAGUCUGAACCACCCUGUUCAGGAUUUUGUUGGCCUCGUGGUUUAAAACAGGGGGGUUGUCAAGAGGAACUUGGGAAUAUUUUUGUCACAUGGAGGUUUACUCCAGGUAGGACCAAAAAGCUAAACUCAAAGACCCAGUAAGUAGGAGAGCUUUGAUGUUAUAGAAGGCUUUUGUUGCCUGCUGGGGUUUUUCCUGAGCCAGGUGCCCUAAUGAAUUUAAAUAGGCUUGGUUUGCAAAUUUGCUUUUACACUCAUUAUUUUUUAAGGGCAGCAGUUGAAUAAAGUUGAGAUUUAUUUUAUGUAGAAAAUAAUAUUUUGUAAAGGCAUUUGACAUUUUCUGUUAUAACUAAUGGCCCCUUUUUUAUGUUCCACACAAGAAAUUCUCAAACACUUGCUUCAUGUCCAGGGUCUGGGCUGGCUGCCUCAGAAGCAGCUGGGGAACUUUUUAAGAUUACAAACUCCUGUGACCUAUCCUAGACCUUCUGAUUUAGAAUAUCUAGAGGUGAAACCAUAGAGUAUGGUGGUUUUUUUUUGGGGGGGGGGGGUAUUUUUCCCUUGAAGUAGUUAUGUGUGUAUUUUGGGACCACUGUCUCCUGGACUUUUGUUUUCAUCAAAGAUUUCAAAAUAUAUGUUGAACUAGCUCUGCAUAUAUUUGUGAAGAGCAAAACUUGUCAAGUCCAAAAUAAAGUGUUAUUUCUUCAUAUCCUA
Molecule: messenger RNA, 3810 nt
Organism: Choloepus didactylus (southern two-toed sloth)
Lineage: Eukaryota; Metazoa; Chordata; Mammalia; Pilosa; Megalonychidae
Gene: GOSR2
Product: golgi SNAP receptor complex member 2
Exons: 6
Coding region: 86-724 (212 amino acids)
Biological process (GO): intra-Golgi vesicle-mediated transport; vesicle fusion
Cellular component (GO): Golgi apparatus; late endosome membrane; ER to Golgi transport vesicle membrane
Molecular function (GO): SNAP receptor activity; SNARE binding
Source: RefSeq, a predicted model, not a curated record